AUGAGCAAAGCAACCCUAGCAACGGUUCAGGGCAUCAAGACGUCCCUUGAGAAGGAGGUAGCGAAAGGCGAUGACAUUUCGUCGGAGAGUGUCAAAGACAUGUUGGAUCAGUUGGACAAGUGCAACAUGACCAUGGCCGUAUUGACCAAAUCCCUGAUUGGGACGGUUGUCUCCAAAUUGAAAAAGCACGACGAUUUGGGCCCCCCUGCCAAGGCACUCGUCAAAAAGUGGAAAAAGGUCGCGAAAGAUGCCGAAGCCAACAAACAAGCCAAGAAGGCGGAACGUCGUUCGUCCAAUAAUAGUGCUGCUGCUGCUGCUGCGGCUGCAGCUACAGAUGAUCAGCCUCUAGCCAAUGCGGAAGAAUGGGACGAUCUUCUACCACAGCAAAAGAUCAUGUGUCAGAAACUACACAAAUUCUUGCGCACGCACAAACCGGCGUUGGUCAAAGAUGGAAUUAACGAAGAAGCCGUCGACCAUUUGCUCGUGUCGAGAGCGACCGAAAUCGAAGCGGCCAUGACGACCAAAUUCAAAAACAACAGAGCUGGCUAUGCGGAAAAGGCUCGCACCUUGUGUUUCAACUUGAAAAAGAAUGCGCAGCUCGCGGAACAAGUAAUCCUAGGACAAAUCGAAGCUGACAAACUCAUCACCAUGUCCUCCGAAGAAAUGGCGUCUUCCGAAGCCCGCAAGGCACGGGAAGAGGAGGCCAAAAAGCUGGUCGAUUCGAAACGUCUCGAUUGGGACCAAGCCAAUGAAGACAAAAUCAAUGAAAUGUGCGGUAUCAAGGGAGAUCUUCUCAAGGCGUCUCUGUUCACUUGUGGACGUUGCAAGAGCGUCAAAACGACAUCCACUCAAAAGCAAACGAGAAGUGCCGAUGAACCCAUGACGGUGUUUGUCCUGUGCUUGAAUUGUGGUAAGCGCUGGAAGUGCUGA
Messenger RNA from Seminavis robusta, 930 nucleotides. Lineage: Eukaryota; Bacillariophyta; Bacillariophyceae; Naviculales; Naviculaceae. The record is from the annotation of a GenBank genome assembly.